AUGCCUCCAAAGGAAGAUUGGGAAAAAUCACUCGAUGAAGGGGAUAUUGCACUUUUGAAAACUUAUGGUCAAGGUCCUUAUGCAAAGGAACUGAAAAAAACAGACAACGAUAUUAAGGACGUUCAAAAACGAAUAAAUGAAAAAAUAGGUGUCAAGGAAUCAGAUACUGGUCUUGCUCCGCCGAAUCUUUGGGAUAUCCCUGCCGAUAAACAAAGAAUGCAAGAAGAACAACCUUUACAGGUAGCCCGAUGUACUAAAAUCAUUCAGGCCGAUGGUGAAGAAGCCAAAUAUAUUAUCAACGUAAAGCAAAUUGCAAAGUUCGUUGUUGCAUUAGGUGAACGUGUAUCACCAACAGAUAUUGAAGAAGGAAUGCGUAUUCAAAUUCCAUUACCACCAAAGAUCGAUCCUUCCGUGACAAUGAUGCAGGUAGAGGAAAAACCCGAUGUUACAUAUAGCGAUAUCGGGGGAUGCAAAGAGCAAAUUGAGAAAUUAAGGGAGCCUGAACGAUUCGUAAAUUUAGGUAUCGACCCUCCUAAAGGAGUUUUACUAUAUGGUCCUCCGGGAACCGGUAAAACUUUAUGUGCUCGUGCAGUAGCAAAUCGAACAGACGCAACGUUUAUUCGUGUUAUUGGAUCCGAACUUGUACAAAAGUAUGUUGGUGAAGGUGCACGUAUGGUUCGUGAAUUAUUUGAAAUGGCACGAACCAAAAAAGCCUGUAUCAUAUUUUUUGAUGAAGUAGAUGCUAUCGGAGGUGCACGUUAUGAUGACGGUGCUGGAGGUGAUAACGAGGUUCAAAGAACUAUGUUGGAACUGAUCAAUCAGUUAGAUGGUUUUGAUCCACGAGGAAAUAUUAAAGUUCUGAUGGCAACGAAUCGUCCUGAUACUCUGGAUCCAGCAUUAUUACGUCCAGGUCGUUUAGACCGUAAAGUAGAAUUUUCAUUGCCUGAUUUAGAGGGUCGUUCGCAUAUUUUAAAGAUUCAUGCUAAAAGCAUGUCGGUGGAGCGUGAUAUUCGAUAUGAAUUGAUAGGACGUCUUUGUCCAAAUAGUACUGGUGCUGAAUUACGUAGCGUAUGUACAGAAGCCGGAAUGUUUGCAAUUAGAUCUAGAAGAAAGGUUGCUACAGAAAAAGAUUUCCUGGAAGCUGUUAAUAAAGUUAUCAAGUCGUACGCAAAAUUCUCGUCUACUCCAAGACUGAUGCAUCAAGUGAAGGAGAAUCAUCAUCACAUGAAAAAACGUAAAGGUGUUAAACUGAAGCACGCGAAAAGAAAAGUUAUCAUUAAUUCGGAUGAUUCAGAUGAAGCAGAACAACCCACUACCACAGCUUUUACUAAUACUAUUG
Messenger RNA from Funneliformis caledonium, 1339 nucleotides. NCBI's taxonomy places the organism in Eukaryota, Fungi, Glomeromycota, Glomeromycetes, Glomerales, Glomeraceae. The record is from the annotation of a GenBank genome assembly.